ACUGUCAAACUGUCAUCAACGACUGGCCGAAAAACAAAGCGAUCGGCUCAGAAAGAAAAAUAAAUUAAAAACAAAUUAGAUUAAAACUGAGUUUACUGCCGAGUAGUCGUGUUUUGUUUCACUACCUAAUGUUAAAUAGUGAAGUGUAACAAGUUAUCUACGUAGAUACUGGAGGAGUUUCAUUGUUGAUACGACCGGUCCGUAGAGCCAGCAGCCAUGCGCCUGAUAAUCCUGGAAGAUGCGGAUGUGGUGGCGGACUGGGCGGCGCAGUUUGUGAUGCAGCGCAUCAACGAGUUCGCGCCGGGCCCGGACCGGCCGUUCGUGCUGGGGCUGCCGACGGGCGGCACGCCGCUGGGCAUGUACCGCCGCCUCAUCGACUUCCACCGCGCCGGCAAGCUGUCCUUCAAGCACGUCACCACCUUCAACAUGGACGAGUAUGUCGGUCUCCCGCGCGACCACCCCGAGUCGUACCACUACUACAUGUGGAACUCGUUCUUCAAGCACGUGGACAUCUCCCCUGAGCGAGCGCACGUGUUGGACGGCAACGCGCCGGACCUGGCCGCCGAGUGCCGCCGCUUCGAGGGACUUAUUAAAGAGGCUGGCGGGGUGCACCUGUUUGUUGGAGGCAUCGGCCCGGACGGCCACAUCGCGUUCAACGAGCCCGGCUCGUCGCUGGUGUCGCGCACGCGCGUGAAGACGCUGGCCUACGACACGCUGGAGGCGAACAAGCGCUUCUUCGGCAACGACAUCAGCAAGGUGCCGCGGCAGGCGCUCACUGUGGGAGUUGGGACUGUUAUGGAUGCUAAGGAGGUAAUGAUCCUAAUAACGGGCGCGCACAAAGCCCUGGCCCUGUCCAAGGCGGUAGAAGAGGGCGUGAACCACAUGUGGACGGUGUCGGCGUUCCAGCACCACGCGCAGGCGCUGUUCGUGUGCGACGAGGCCGCCACGCUCGAGCUCCGGGUCAAGACCGUCAAGUACUUUAAGGCGCUGAGCGAGGAGCACCAGAAGCUGAUCGCCGAGACCAACGUAGACGAGCAGCGCGUGCUGCACUGAUCACCCUGUAUACAGUGCAACACGAGUGUGGAUAGUGCGGUGUAAUAUGUGACAGAUAGGAUUUUGAAUGGGAGAUGAGAUAGUAUGACUAUGAUUGUAAAGUUCAUGCCUUGUUGAAGUGCCUUUUUGAUUAUGUAUGUUUUACCGUAUUUUAUAUUUACUUAUACAAAAUGUCUCAAAUAUUUUUUUAUUGUUAUUUUAG
Messenger RNA from Plutella xylostella (diamondback moth), 1255 nucleotides. It is a transcript of the gene Oscillin, whose product is annotated as glucosamine-6-phosphate isomerase Oscillin. The record is from RefSeq and is a predicted model, not a curated record. Gene Ontology annotation, molecular function: identical protein binding; glucosamine-6-phosphate deaminase activity. Gene Ontology annotation, cellular component: cytoplasm. Gene Ontology annotation, biological process: carbohydrate metabolic process; D-glucosamine catabolic process; N-acetylneuraminate catabolic process. NCBI's taxonomy places the organism in Eukaryota, Metazoa, Arthropoda, Insecta, Lepidoptera, Plutellidae.